AAGAUACGUUUAUUAAAUGUACCAAUGCCCGCGAGAGCCUAAGGUAUAAUUUUAGUUCGUAUUUUGAAGACUGAUUGAAUGCACAGUAACGUAUGUGUUGCGGUGUUGUGAAAUGUGAACGUAGUUGCUGAUUUUUAUCCACCAGAAAAAAUAGGUAGACCUAACGAUAUGAAGUCACAAAAGGAAGCGAGCGCUUGGGUGAAGUUUCGGCUGUUGAUGUGGAAGAACUUCCUGCAGCAAUGGAGACACCCUCUGCAGACUGCCACAGAACUACUGCUGCCAGUCGUCACUAUGUCGCUGAUCCUACUGCUGCGAUGGCAGAUCGAGCCCCUUUCAGUAGACGUCAAAAUGUUUCCACCAGUUGCUGCUUACAGCCUAAAUGACAAUAGGACACUUCAAGUAUUGGCAGGAAUGAAUUUAACAAGAAUGUCAAUUGCGUAUUCGCCAGAAAGCGAAGUUUUGGAAGAGGUGGUACGAAAUGCCGUGGCAAAAUUGUUUAUAGAGAAUGCACUAGAUGUGUUACCCGUUAUAUUUGAACACCUACAAGAAAUAGACUGGUCUGAAAUAGACUGGUCCGACAUUGACUGGCCUAACAUAAACUGGCCUGAUAUUAAUUGGCCUGAUAUAGAUUGGCCUAAUAUAGACUGGCCUAACAUAGAUUGGCCUGAAACUGGAAUAGGGUUACCACCAGAUGUAAAUAUACCCAAUUCGACAGUGGUGUUACAAUUUUUGAGGUCACUGGUGAGAGUACAAGCGUAUAACAGCAGUAACGAACUCUUGGGUAUUUACACUGAGGAAGAGAAUACACGUAAAGUGAUAGCAGCCGUUGAAUUUGACGAUGGACUGCUAGGGGCAACAGAACUGCCAAAACAAAUAUCGUACGCGCUUAGAUUUCCCGAACGUCCCCGUUUGAAUUCAUUCUAUUUGACCGGGUCAAGAUAUUGGAGAACUGACGCCGUGUUUCCCGCUUUUGAGAUGCCUGGCCCUAGGUCUCCGAAUUCCCCAAUAGGCGGCAGCGAUCCAGGUUAUUACAUCGAAAUGUUCGUUCAACUGCAGCACUACAUAUCGACUGAGUUGAUUUCUAAAAUGACCGGUCAGAACCUUAGCAGUUUCAAGAUGGAUUUCCAAAGAUACCCGCAUCCUGCUUACCAUGAGGACUUGGCUAUCGAAGUUUUGCAGAUGUUGUUUCCCAUGUUUAUAAUGAUUACCUUCAGUUAUACGGCGAUCAAUAUAACCAGGGCUGUCACAGUCGAAAAGGAAUUGCAACUUAAAGAAACUUUAAAAAUAAUGGGCUUACCAACAUGGAUUCAUUGGAUGGCGUGGUUCUGGAAGCAAUUCAUUUUCCUGAUAGUUACAUCUGCUUUUCUCAUCGUUUUAGUAAAGAUAAAUUGGUUCACAAGUGAAGAAGGGUUCAGCGAUUACGCCAUUUUCACAAAUACUCAUUGGACUAUCAUCUUCUUUUUUUUGGCGCUUUAUUGUGCUUGCACGAUCUUCUUUUGCUUUAUGAUCAGCGGAUUCUUUUCGAAAGGUAGUAGUGCGGCGUUGUUUACUGGAGUGAUCUGGUUCUUAACGUACAUUCCUGCCGCGCUGAUGAGCUUCGACGUCAGUAUGUCGCUGGCGGUGCAGAUUAUGAUGUGUUUGAGUAUCAACACGGCGAUGUCAUAUGGUUUUAGCUUGAUUCUUGGUCGGGAGAGCAUAGGAGGAAUGUCAUGGGGCGACUUCAUGUCUUCUCCCGCUGCGGGCGACAAUCGCUUGUUAUUCGGCCACGUCGUCAUAAUGUUGGUGGUGGAUUGUAUUUUAUACAUGCUGAUAGCGUUGUAUCUUGAACAAGUCCUACCGGGACCGUUUGGCACCCCUAAACCUUGGUACUUCUUUGUGCAGAAGAAUUUCUGGUGCUACAAUAAGAAAUCUCAAGGUGAAGUAUACCCGGAAGUAGCUGAAAAUCAAAGAGUCACAAUGGAGAAAGAACCGAGUGAUCUGAAUACGGGUGUUAAAAUGAAAAAUCUGACUAAGUAUUAUGGCGCCAAUAUUGCAGUAAAUAAUUUAACUUUAAACAUUUAUGAGGAUCAAAUUACAGUUUUACUCGGCCACAACGGUGCGGGGAAAUCUACCACUAUAUCUAUGUUAACAGGUAAUCUUGAAAUAAGUAGCGGUUCGAUAUGGCUAGCCGGCUACGAUAUGACUCAUCAAUCUAGCGAUGCUCGAAGUCAUCUAGGGUUAUGUCCCCAGCACAAUGUUCUAUUCAAUGAGUUAACUGUAGAGGAGCAUUUAGAGUUCUUUGCGAGACUGAAAGGAUUCAAAAGCAAAGAGCUAAAAGCGGAAAUAGAUUCGCUAAUUGAGAAAUUGGAACUUCAAGAAAAGCGAAACUACAAAUCGGAAGGUCUGUCUGGCGGUCAGAAGCGUCGUCUGUGUGUCGGUAUCGCUUUGAGCGGCGGCGCAAGAGUUGUGUUGCUGGAUGAACCCACCUCCGGCAUGGACCCGUCUUCCAGGAGAGCUCUCUGGGAUCUGCUGCAGAAAGAGAAAAACGGGCGUUCAAUGAUUCUCACGACCCACUUCAUGGACGAGGCGGACAUCCUCGGCGACCGCGUGGCCAUCAUGGCGCACGGCCAGCUGCAAUGCGUGGGCUCCCCGUACUUCCUCAAGCAACACUACGGUGUCGGCUACACGCUAGUUGUAGUCAAAGAUGAGAACUUUGACGGCGAUGCGUGUACUGAACUCCUUAGUAAAUAUAUUCCGAACAUCACGGUAAAAGAAGAUAGAAAAACCGAAUUUACUUACUCCUUGACAACUGACUUCUCACAUAGAUUUGAGGAAAUGCUUAAUGACUUGGAAAGAAAUGUUGACGUAAUCAAAUUUAAGAACUAUGGGCUUGAUCCCACUACUUUGGAGGAUGUAUUUAUGUCCGUGGGUUCGGACAUGGCAGCGGCAGGAUCGGAAUCCGAUGAGACUGACACCAAUACAGAGAUCUCAGAUUCUGUACUAAGGCAUGACUUUGAUGCUUCAUCCGUGGAACAGUUAGAUGGUGGCGAGGAAAAAGUGACAGGAUUGCGAUUAAUUUGGCAGCACAUUCAUGCAAUAUGGAUCAAACUGUGGCUGGUAAAAAUCCGUUCGUGGGGACUAAUUCUGCUGCAGUUAUCGGUGCCAAUAGUGCAGAUCAAUGCAACCCUCGGAAUAUUGCAGUACAUUAUGACUUUAGUGCCCACGAUACAGUCACGGGCGCUGACGCUGGCUGAAGGGUACGUUAGUACAGAAACUUUCUUGAAUUUCAAUGGGUCAGAGGCGUCCUCUCUCGGAUCCCUAGCAAAAGCUGCGUAUCAAUAUAUGGUCAACAACUCUGGCGUUCAAUCUAUGCAAGUGACCGUUGUAGAAAAUCAACCAAUUGAUCAAUACUAUUUGGAUCGUGCCAAUGACACCGCCGGAAUGGGUGAAAUGCGCCACCGGGUUCUGACCGGUGCUACUUUCGGCGAUGACUCCGUUACAGCUUGGUUCAGCAAUUUUGCCUAUCACGACAUGCCGAGUUCAAUGGCUGCAGUACACAAUGCGUUGUUGAAGGCAGUCGAUGCGGCGGCAGAAAUUAAUGUCUUCAAUCAUCCGUUACCGGCCACUUACGGAGAUCAGAGUGACAUGGAAACGAUGGUAUCAUUCCUCUCGCUCCAACUGUCUUCGGCCAUCGGAAAUAGUUUAGGUGUAGUGAGCGCUGUAUUUGUCAUGUUCUACAUAAAGGAGCGAGUAUCCCGAGCUAAACUUUUGCAAAAAGCAGCCGGUAUACAGCCGAUCGUGAUGUGGGGUGCCGCCGCCUUCUUCGACUGGAUCUGGCUUUUAAUCAUAUCUCUCACUAUCAUCAUCUCCUGCAUCGCUUUUAGCGUCAUCGGGCUGUCAACAUUCGCGGAAUUGGGGCGUAUGUUCCUCUGCAUUAUGGUGUAUGGCGCGGCAAUGUUGCCAUUCCACUACAUAGCUUCAUAUAUGUUCGAUGGCCCGGCACUUGGUUUCGUCGUUUUAUACUUCGUCAAUGUAAUAUUGGGCAUGAUGGGGCCACAAAUAGUAGAGGCGCUGGCGUCGCCCGCACUCACCACGCAGGAAGUGGCGAAGAUCCUCGACUACGUGCUGCAGUUCUUCCCGCUCUACAGCCUCGUCUCGGCGAUAAGGUCAUUAAACCAAAUCGGCCUCACAGAACAUUCGUGCCUGCUGGUUUGUGACUACAUACCGUCUAUCUUGAACGUCACCGACUGCACCUUGGAGGCCGUAUGCAAUUUGGGAAUGACUAAUUGCUGUGUUCGCGAAAACGCUUAUUUUGAUUGGGAAGAGCCAGGAAUUCUCCGCUAUUUGGUAGCCAUGGUUGUUUCGUUCUUCUUGUUUUGGACCAUACUUCUUAUUGCCGAGUACAGACUAACGCAGAAGUUGUUUACGCGCACUCGCAAGCCUCCAGUGUUGGAUGAGAGCACACUAGACGAGGAUGUCCUCGCUGAAGCGCGCGAGGUUCGGAGUUCAGCGGACAACAGCCACAAUCUCGUAACCAGAGAUAUUACCAAGUAUUACGGGAAAAACCUCGCCGUCAAUCAGGUCUCCUUCAAGGUAAGCCACUCGGAGUGCUUCGGGCUUCUGGGCGUGAAUGGCGCAGGCAAGACUACUACAUUCAAAAUGUUGAUGGGAGACGAGGGUAUAUCUAGUGGAGAUGCGUUUGUUAGCGGAUAUUCUGUUAAGAAAAAUAUUACAAAUGUUCAUAAGAAUAUCGGUUACUGCCCGCAGUUCGACGCGGUGUUCCCCGAGCUGACGGGCCGCGAGACGCUGCGCGUGUUCGCGAUGCUGCGCGGCCUGCGCGAGCGCACCGCGCGCGCCAAGGCCGAGGCGCUCGCGCGGGCGCUCGGCUUCACCGUGCAUCUGGACAAGCAGGUACAUCAAUAUUCUGGCGGCAACAAGCGCAAGCUGAGCACCGCUAUAGCGCUUCUCGGGCAGACGCAACUCGUGUUCGUGGACGAGCCCACCACCGGCGUCGACCCCGCUGCCAAGAGACAGGUGUGGCGAGCAGUGCAAGGUGCCCAACGUUCAGGGCGCGGCGUGGUGCUGACGUCGCACAGCAUGGAGGAGUGCGAGGCGCUGUGCUCGCGGCUCACCAUCAUGGUCAACGGCCAGUUCCAGUGCAUCGGCACGCCGCAACACCUCAAGAACAAGUUUUCUCAAGGAUUCACUUUGACCAUCAAAAUGAAAAUGAAUGAUGAUCCGAAUUCGGAAGGAAUGCUGAGGUCGACUAAUGAACUCAAAACUUAUGUGAAUAAUAAUUUCACUACUCCUAAAUUAAUGGAGGAAUACCAAGGGCUUCUGACGUAUUACCUACCGGACCGCAGCACUCCGUGGUCGCGGCUGUUCGGCACCAUGGAGCGCGCCAAACAAACAUUAGACGUGGAGGACUACAGCAUCUCGCAGACUACGCUUGAGCAAAUCUUCCUGCAGUUCACAAAGUACCAGAGGAACGCGAAAGGCGUAGUGGAAUCGCCUGUUGUGGAGACAGAGAGACUUUGACGUUGAGAGCGUUGUGUUCAGUUAAGGCAGAAAAUUAAUGUUUAUUCUAUUUAAAGGUAGGACGAGAGUAUUGAUGACCAAAUUUUAAUCAUUGUGAAUUAUGAUGGCUUUAUUAUAUAUAAUACUAACUGGCUAAUUAAAUAUAUUUUUUUAGUUUUAAGAUAUAUUUUCUAGAAGUUAAACACGUGUAGAAAAAUCGUAAUGGACAAAAAAUAAAGGGAAUUUAUUUAUUAUUGUAGGAAACGUGCGUUUUCUGCUCGUUUUGAUUAGAAUUUAAUCAUAAAAUCGUCGCAUGUAUUGUAAUAUUUAGAAAGUAAUAAUAAAAACUAUAGAGAUGGAACUAUUUUAUAAGUCUUUAUGUUGACUUUGUACAUAAUGAUGAAAAUGUAAGUAGCUUUUACAUACAUACAUAAAAUCAUAAUGUAGCUUUUAUUUAAACGA
Molecule: messenger RNA, 5958 nt
Organism: Amyelois transitella
Lineage: Eukaryota; Metazoa; Arthropoda; Insecta; Lepidoptera; Pyralidae
Product: phospholipid-transporting ATPase ABCA3
Exons: 33
Coding region: 169-5517 (1782 amino acids)
Biological process (GO): transmembrane transport; lipid transport
Cellular component (GO): membrane; intracellular membrane-bounded organelle
Molecular function (GO): ATP binding; ABC-type transporter activity; lipid carrier activity
Source: RefSeq, a predicted model, not a curated record